UUUCUAAAAUUAAUUAUCCCAGGCGAUGAGAUGAGAAAGGAGCAAUCUGGACCUGGCGAUGGCGUUUCAUUUCGGAUCUUUCUAGGACUCCCUGGUAAUCUUACCCGAACCCGCUAAUCAUCAGCGUCUGCUUUUGGACCGGUUUUUCCUCUUCUACCCCUCGGGCUACGGUUUCUGCUAAGGUCAGCUCGAUGGUGACCAAUAAUUUUAUCACCAUGAACGGGAACGGGUUUAGUAAGAUGGAAGAAGAGUUCAUCAAGAGGCACCACAAAUUCGAGGUUAAAGAAAAUCAGUGCAGCUCUUCGCUCGUUAAGCACAUCAAAGCUCCUGUUCAUCUCGUCUGGUCCUUGGUAAGGAGGUUCGAUCAACCACAGAAGUACAAACCAUUUGUUAGUAGGUGUGUUGUGCAAGGGGACCUUCGAAUUGGAAGCGUUAGAGAAGUCAAUGUUAAGUCAGGUUUGCCGGCCACAACUAGCACUGAAAGGUUGGAGUAUCUGGACGACGAUGAGCAUAUUUUGAGUAUGACGAUCGUUGGAGGAGAUCACAGGUUGAAGAACUACUCAUCCAUUGUUACGGUCCAUCCUGAGAUCAUUGAUGGCAGACCAGGAACGUUGGUUAUUGAGUCUUUUGUGGUGGAUGUACCAGAUGGGAACACCAAGGAUGAAACAAGCUACUUUGUUGAAGCACUGAUCAAGUGCAACCUCAAGUCACUGGCUGAUGUUUCAGAGCGUUUGGCUGUUCAGGAUCACACUGAGCCGAUUGAAAGAAUGUGAAUAAUCGGGGUCCCUCUUAUCAGCAUUAA
Messenger RNA from Hibiscus syriacus, 802 nucleotides. Its product is annotated as abscisic acid receptor PYL8-like. Gene Ontology annotation, molecular function: signaling receptor activity; abscisic acid binding; protein phosphatase inhibitor activity. Gene Ontology annotation, cellular component: cytoplasm; nucleus. Lineage: Eukaryota; Viridiplantae; Streptophyta; Magnoliopsida; Malvales; Malvaceae. Gene Ontology annotation, biological process: abscisic acid-activated signaling pathway. The transcript is spliced from 3 exons. The coding region runs from base 192 to 773 and encodes 193 amino acids. The record is from RefSeq and is a predicted model, not a curated record.